UCUUCCCUGUGUAUGAGGUUAUGGCACAGGGAGGGGGUGUGUUGAUUCUAACCAAUAAACAGCAUAGUUUUGACAUUCAGGAUUGAAUUCUAAAGUCUCUUUCAUGUUACCCAAGGUAGAAUCCUGGAAGAAGAGGAAGAGGAAAGCAGAGGAGUCAGGGAUGGCUCUUCCUCAGGCACAGCUGACAUUCAAGGAUGUGGCCAUAGAAUUCUCUCAGGAGGAGUGGACAUGCCUGGACCCUGCUCAGAAGAUUUUGUACAGGGACGUCAUGUUGGAGAACUACAGGAACCUGGUCUCACUGGAUAUCUCUUGUAAAUGUGUAAACAAGGAUCUGCCACCAAAGGGGAAGAACAGUAUGGGAGAAGCAUUCCACAUGGUGAAGUUGGAGAGACUUGAAAGCUGUGAUGAAGCCCUGUCCUUCCAGGAAGUUCAGAAAAAUACAUAUGACUUUGAGUGUCAGUGGAAAGAUGAUGAAGGAAAUUACAAAAGAGUACUUAUGUUGCAAAAAGAAAAUCUCCCUGAUAGAAGAGAUCAACAUGAUAGAAGGGCUGCAGGAAACAAGCUUAUUGAAAAUCAGCUUGGAGUAAGUUUUCAGUCAAAUCUGCCUGAACUGCAGCAAUUUCAAGGUGAAGGGAAAAUGUAUGAAUAUAAUCAAGUUGAGAAGUCUCUUAAUAAUCGGGGAAAACAUUAUAAAUGUGAUGAAUGUGGCAAGGUCUUGAAUCAAAACUCACGGCUAACAAGUCAUAAGAGAAUUCAUACUGGAGAGAAGCCUUACCAGUGUAAUGAGUGUGGCAAAGCCUUUACUGUUCGUUCAAACCUAACUAUCCAUCAGGUAAUCCAUACUGGAGAAAAACCUUACAAAUGUCAUGAAUGUGGAAAGGUCUUCAGUCAACCUUCAAACCUUGCAGGUCAUCGGAGAAUUCAUACUGGAGAGAAACCUUACAAGUGUAAUGAGUGUGGUAAAGCCUUUAGAGCACAUUCAAAACUAACUACACAUCAGGUUAUCCAUACUGGAGAAAAACCUUACAAAUGUAAGGAAUGUGGCAAGUGCUUCACUCAAAAUUCACACCUUGCAAGUCAUCAAAGAAUUCAUACUGGUGAGAAACCUUACAAGUGUAAUGAGUGUGGCAAAGCCUUUAGUGUUCACUCAAGCCUAACUACCCAUCAGACAAUCCACACUGGAGAAAAACCUUACAAAUGUAAUGAGUGUGGCAAGGUCUUCAGGCACAAUUCAUACCUUGCAAAGCAUCGGCGAAUUCAUACUGGUGAGAAACCUUACAAGUGUAGUAAGUGUGGGAAAGCCUUCAGUAUGCAUUCAAACUUAACUAAGCAUCAGAUCAUCCAUACCGGAGAAAAACCUUUCAAAUGUAAUGAAUGCGUCAAGGUUUUCACUCAGUAUUCACACUUAGCAAAUCAUCAAAGAAUUCAUACUGGAGAGAAACCUUACAGGUGUGAUGAGUGCGGCAAAGCCUUUAGUGUGAGAUCAAGCCUAACUACCCAUCAGGCAAUUCAUACUGGAGAAAAGCCUUACAAAUGUAAUGACUGUGGUAAGGUCUUCACACAAAAUUCACACCUUGCAAGUCAUCGGGGAAUUCAUUCUGGAGCAAAACCUUACAAGUGUGGUGAAUGUGGUAAAGCCUUCAGUCAAACAUCACAACUUGCAAGGCACUGGAGAGUUCAUACUGGAGAAAAACCUUACAAGUGUAAUGAGUGUGGCAAAGCCUUUAGUGUUCAUUCAAGCCUAACUAUCCAUCAGACAAUACAUACUGGACAAAAACCGUACAAAUGUAAUGAUUGCGGCAAGGUCUUCAGGCACAGUUCAUACCUUGCAGUUCAUCAGAGAAUUCACACGGGUGAGAAACCUUACAAGUGUAAUGAGUGUGGCAAAGCAUUUAGUGUGCAUUCAAACCUAGCUACCCAUCAGGUCAUCCAUACUGGAGAAAAACCUUACAAAUGUAAUGAAUGUGGCAAGGUCUUCACUCAAAAUUCACAUCUUGCAAAUCAUAGAAGAAUUCACACUGGAGAAAAACCUUACAGGUGUAAUGAGUGUGGGAAAGCCUUUAGUGUUCGCUCAACCCUAACUACCCAUAUGACAAUCCAUACUGGAGACAAACCUUACAAAUGUAACGAAUGUGGCAAAGUCUUCACUCAAAAUUCAAACCUUGCAAAACAUCGAAGAAUUCAUAGUGGGUAGAAACCUUACAAAGGACGCCAGGUGUGGUGGCUCAUGCCUGUAAUCCCAGCACUUUGAGAAGCCAAGGAGGGCAGAUCACCUGAGGUCGCAAGUUCAAGACCAGGCUGGCCAACAUGGUGAAAUGCUGUCUUUACUAAAAACACAAAAAUUAGCUGGGCAUGGUGGUGCAUGCCUGUAAUCCCAGCUACUCGGGAGGAUGAGGCAGGAGAAUUGCUUGAACCUGGGAGGUGGAGGUUACAGUGAGCGAGAUCAUGCCAUUGCACUCCAGCUCGGGCAACAAGAGUGAAACUCCAUCACACACACACACAUACAGACAAAGUAACCUUACAAAGGAGUGUGGCAAGUUCUUCAGCCACAAAUUACUUAUUUCACAACAUCGGGAAUUCAUUCUUGAGACAAUUCUUACAAAUGCAGUGACUGUGGCAAACUUCUGAUGAGUUUAAGCAUUAACAGACAUCAGAGUUCAUAACAGAGAAAUCCUGUGAAUAUACUAUGUAUGAUAGAAGCUUUAUCCAGGUUUCAGAGCUCAAUAGGCAUCAAAAGAUAUAUCUUUGAUGAAAUUACACAAAUGUAACAUGCAUGCCGAGACUAUUACUCCUGGACUACACCUAUAGCUGAGGAUUCAUAGGAAUAAUAUAACUCAGUCUCUAGUUUCCUCAUAACCCUCUGAUAUAUAAUCUGCUGAUUUUAUACACGAUUAUACACCUUACAUGGUGUUGUUUGGGAAAGAAUCAAAGGAUGGAAGGGCUCACUCACUUCACUGGGUGAGGAUUAUUUCUCUCCAAGCUCCUGAAGAAGAACGACGCUGCCUUUUAAAAUUAAAUAUAGUCUGAAUUAGAGAGCACUUGGAAAGGACAGAGGAUAAUGAACUAUGAUGUCACUCAUCAUCCUUAUUGCACGCCAGGUGCCCUUCUUCUGACAGAAGGGCACUGUGGGUAUGGAAAGAAAUUCUCUACUGGCCAGCACGGUGACUCACACCUGUAAUCCCAGCACUUUGGGAGGCCGAGGUGGGUAGAUCACCUGAGGUUAGGAGUUCGAGACCAGCCUGACCAACAUGG
This is a messenger RNA of Chlorocebus sabaeus (green monkey), 3252 nucleotides long. RefSeq names its product zinc finger protein 665 (gene ZNF665). NCBI's taxonomy places the organism in Eukaryota, Metazoa, Chordata, Mammalia, Primates, Cercopithecidae. The record is from RefSeq and is a predicted model, not a curated record. Gene Ontology annotation, biological process: regulation of DNA-templated transcription.